This is a messenger RNA of Leishmania mexicana MHOM/GT/2001/U1103, 549 nucleotides long. Its product is annotated as universal minicircle sequence binding protein. Gene Ontology annotation, cellular component: cytoplasm. Gene Ontology annotation, molecular function: zinc ion binding; single-stranded RNA binding; translation regulator activity. The coding region runs from base 1 to 549 and encodes 182 amino acids. Lineage: Eukaryota; Euglenozoa; Kinetoplastea; Trypanosomatida; Trypanosomatidae. Gene Ontology annotation, biological process: positive regulation of cytoplasmic translation. The record is from RefSeq and is a predicted model, not a curated record. The transcript has a single exon.
AUGUGCAUUCUCUUUUCUGCUGCACAACAUCACCCCCUUCCGCACAUGUGCCCCACCCCCUUCUCUCUCUUCCUUCGCAUUCUCCUUUCCUUCACUCUCUACCCCCCGCUGGACACACGCGCGCACUGGCGCAGAUUUCCGCUUUCCCAAGUCUUCCCCCGCGCUCUCUCUCAUUCUUUUCGCUCACCUCCUUCCAUCAUCAUGUCCGCUAUCACGUGCUACAAGUGUGGUGAGGCCGGCCACAUGUCGCGCAGCUGCCCGCGCGCCGCGGCGACCCGCUCUUGCUACAACUGCGGUGAGACCGGCCACAUGAGCCGCGACUGCCCCAGCGAGCGGAAGCCGAAGUCGUGCUACAACUGUGGCUCGACGGAGCAUCUGUCCCGCGAGUGCACGAACGAGGCCAAGGCCGGCGCCGACACCCGCUCUUGCUACAACUGCGGCGGCACGGGCCACAUGAGCCGCGACUGCCCGAACGAGCGGAAGCCGAAGUCGUGCUACAACUGUGGCUCGACGGAGCACCUGUCCCGCGAGUGCCCGGACCGCCACUAG